This is a messenger RNA of Colletotrichum karsti, 990 nucleotides long. RefSeq lists its product as uncharacterized. The transcript has 2 exons. Bases 1 to 990 code for a protein of 329 amino acids. NCBI's taxonomy places the organism in Eukaryota, Fungi, Ascomycota, Sordariomycetes, Glomerellales, Glomerellaceae. The record is from RefSeq and is a predicted model, not a curated record.
AUGCGCAAAUCCAUCUUCGGCACCGUCAAGGAUAGGCUGAGCCGCAAACCACCCUCUUCCUCUCAAAAGCCCACUAAGCCCGAAACCAUGUCCGCCAGCAACAACCCCUUCACCCGAGAGCGGUUAGCUGCCGACAAUCCCAAUCAGCCUCCCCCGGCUUAUUCGGUCUCAGCCCCCGCGACGUCGGGACCCGACUUGCUGGUACCCAAUGGCGGUCCGGUUAGGAGUGCGUCGCCUGCGCCAUCCCACGCAAGCUCUGUCAUGUCCAUUUCGGGUAUCAGUGUCUCGACUCCCGAGGACCCCUAUGCCUUUCUGUCUUCCUUCGAUACCAUCUUCGUGAUCGACGAUUCGGGCUCCAUGUCCGGCCGCUCGUGGCCCGAGGUCCAGGGUGUUCUCCGUGCCAUAACUCCCAUCUGCACCAGCCACGACGCCGAUGGUGUCGAUCUAUACUUCCUCAACCACCAGAGCAGCGGAAGAGCCACAGAGGGCAAGGCCUCUGGCGGCUACUACGGCAUCAAGCGCAGCGAAACGGUCGAGGAUAUCUUCACAUCAGUUCGUCCUCGUGGGGCUACUCCUACCGGUCAGCGCCUGCAUGCGAUCCUCAAGCCCUACCUGCAACUGCUGGAUAAGAAGAAGCACGAUAUCGAGAGCGUCAAGCCUGUCAACAUCAUUGUCGUCACAGAUGGUGCCCCUUCUGACGACGUCGAGUCCACCAUCAUCACCGCCGCCAAGAAGCUCGACAAGCUCGACGCCCCCCUCCAUCAGAUUGGUAUCCAAUUCUUCCAGGUCGGCAACGAGCCCGGUGCCCGCGAGGCUCUGCGCGAGCUUGACGAUGAUCUUGGUGAUGGAGAUCUUCGGGAUAUGGUCGAUACUGUCACCUGGAAGAACAGUGUCAAGGGUGUGCUCACCGCAGAUAGCAUCCUCAAAGUCGUCCUUGGUGCGGUGGUCAAACGUCUUGACCGUCGCCGGAGUGGCGAGGGUCGUCGCUGA